Messenger RNA from Cheilinus undulatus (humphead wrasse), 3680 nucleotides. RefSeq names its product exocyst complex component 8 (gene exoc8). Gene Ontology annotation, biological process: Golgi to plasma membrane transport; exocytosis; intracellular protein localization. Gene Ontology annotation, cellular component: exocyst. NCBI's taxonomy places the organism in Eukaryota, Metazoa, Chordata, Actinopteri, Labriformes, Labridae. Bases 115 to 2175 code for a protein of 686 amino acids. The transcript is spliced from 4 exons. The record is from RefSeq and is a predicted model, not a curated record.
UUUGGGUUGUUGGUGGAUAUGAACGGAGGAGGCUCGAUAAACUCCUCUUCUGCCUCCAUUUUUAUAUAAUUUGUCAACAUUUUUGUUAACAAUUAAACCAAAACGACAUUGAAGAUGUCGGAAACGGGGAACAGACUACGGAAGCUUCUCGAAUCGCCAAAUUUCGACCCCCAGAAUUACGUGAAGCAGCUGUCCCAGCAGUCCGAUGGCGACAGAGAUUUGCAGGAACACCGUCAAAAAAUCCAAAACCUGGCCGAUGAAACGGCUCAAAACCUGAAGAAAAACGUCUAUAAGAACUACAGACAGUUUAUAGAGACUGCUAAAGAGAUUUCGUACCUGGAGAGUGAGAUGUACCAGCUGAGUCACAUCCUCACGGAGCAGAAGAGCAUCAUGGAGAGCAUCACUCAGGCCUUGCUGUCCACGGAUAAGGACGAGACCUCUAAAGAGAUGCAGGCUGCUUUCCCUAAAGAAACAGAGGAGGUGAAGCAGAGGACGCUCACAUCACUGCUGGAGAAAGUGGAGGGAGGUAAAAACAUCAUGGACACCCCAGGGAGGCACCUGGUCUACAAUGGUGACCUGGUGGAGUUUGAUGUUGAUAACAUGUCCCAGAUCCAGAAGGUACACGCUUUCCUCAUGAACGACUGCCUGUUAAUCUCAACCUGGCUGCCAAACCGCAGAGGAGCGGUGAAAUAUAAAUACAAUGCUCUGUACGACCUGGAGAGCUUUGCUGUGGUCAACGUCAAGGACAACCCACCCAUGAAGGACAUGUUCAAGAUCCUUAUGUUCCCAGACAGCCGCAUCUUUCAAGCGGAGAACAGCAAAAUCAAGAAGGAGUGGCUGGAGAUCCUGGAUGAGACAAAGAAGAACAAAGUCUCCAAAGACAGACAUAAGAAAGAAGAAGAGGUCCCUACGUCUCCAGUCAGGGCGGAGGUGUCCACCAACCCUUUUGACAUGGACGAUGAUGAGCCAGCAGACGCUGAAGAAAAUGUAGACCUGAGCCUGGAGUGGAUCCAGGAGUUGCCAGAGGAUCUGGAUGUCUGCAUCGCUCAGAGAGAUUUUGAAGGUGCUGUGGAUCUGCUGGACAAGUUGAACGAGUACCUCAAAGACCAGCCGGUCACGCCGAGGGUCAAAGAGCUGAGGGCCAAAGUGGACGAGCGCGUGAGACAGCUAACGGAGGUGCUGGUGUUCGAGUUGUCGCCUGAUCGGUCUCUUCGUGGAGGACCAAAAGCCACAAGGAGGGCCGUGUCCCAGCUCAUCAGACUAGGCCAGUCCACCAAAGCCUGUGAGUUAUUCCUGAAGAACCGAGCCGCUGCGGUCCAAACGGCCAUACGGCAGCUUCGUAUAGAGGGAGCCACGCUGCUCUACAUCCACAAACUCUGCAACAUCUUCUUCACCAGCCUGCUGGAGACUGCCAAGGAGUUUGAGAUGGACUUUGCAGGAAACACAGGCUGCUACUCUGCCUUCGUAGUCUGGUCACGAUCAGCCAUGAGGAUGUUUGUGGACGCCUUCAGCAAGCAGGUGUUUGACAGUAAGGAGAGUCUGUCCACAGCAGCAGAGUGUGUUAAAGUAGCCAAGGAGCAUUGUCAGCAGCUGACAGAGAUCGGCCUGGACCUGACCUUCACUCUGCAGUCGCUGCUGGUCAAGGACAUCAAGGCGGCUUUGCUCAGCUACAAAGACAUCAUCAUGGAGGCAACGAAGCACCGAAACUCUGAGGAGAUGUGGAGAAGGAUGAACCUCAUGACCCCUGAGGCUCUGGCUAAACUUAAGGAUGAAAUGCGCAGCUGUGGCAUGGGCAGCUUCGAGCAGUACACUGGCGAAGACUGCUGGGUCAAUCUGAGCUACACCAUCGUGGCGUUCACCAAGCAGAUGAUGAGCUUCCUGGAGGAAGGCCUGAAGCUCUACUUCCCCGAGCUGCACAUGGUGCUGCUGGAGAGCCUGAGGGAGAUCAUCCUGGUGGCUGUUCAGCAUGUGGACUACAGCCUGCGCUGUGAGCAGGACCCCGAGAAGAAGGCGUUCAUCGUGCAGAAUGCCACCUUCCUCCACGACACCGUGCUGCCCGUGGUGGAGCGGAGAUUCGAGGAGGGUGUGGGGAAGCCGGCCAAACAGCUGCAGGACCUGAGGAAGAGCACCAGGCCGGUUAGGAUCAACCCAGAGAGCACCACGUCUCUGGUCUGAUUAUGAACCUCUGAGGCUUGAGGAAAGACUGCUGUACAGGAGGGUGGACAUAAUCACACACAAGCGUCCUUUCAUUUAUAUUUCUACAUUUCAACUCCCAUUUAGAGAUAAAGGAUUAAAAAAAAUGACAGGAUUCAAACAGAAAGCUGAAAAUUAGUAUGACCAGAAAGAUACAUUGCAUCUACAUUUAUAAAAACCUACACUUAAUAUCCAUUAAUAUUAACUAAUAUUGAUUAACAAUGAUUAGAAGCUAGUUUUGCUUCCAGGAAUUCACAUUAAAAUAUCAAAUAUUUGAUGGUGAGAUAUAAACAUAUCCACAUUUUCACACUAUGACAGGUGUAAUAAUCAGCAAGAAGAGCACUGUUUGCUCAAAUUUGUGUAAUUGUGCAACAAAAGAGACAUUUCAGAUAUUUAAUGUUUACUUUUGUGAGCAUUUGAUCCUGUUUCUUUUGAAAAUUCUCCCAAAAAUGUGUAUGACAUUGAAAUACAUGUGAAAUCAGCACAUGAUAGCAUUCUGUUCUGCUGAUUUUGGAAGCAAUAUUUGUUUGAUUCAAGCUCAGACAUAUUUUAUUUGACUCCAAAGCACCAUAUUUAGACACUAACUAGUAUUCCUCCAUACUGGAACUCAUUUAAAGGGAUGACUGAAAGCUAAUGCACUUGUUAAUGUUUGCUGUUGUUAUAGUCAGAGUUUGUGUUUCAGAUAAACACAUGAAAUUUAAUAAAGAUUAUUGUGCACCAGAGAAACCUUUGAUUUUAUUUAAUUUAGUAUAUUAUUUCUUUGAUCAUUAACACCAAAUGAAAUGGGUAUUAAUUCGUUUUAUGUUCCUGUAAAGCACUUAAGAUUGCACUGUGUCUAAAAGCGCUAUAUAAACAGAGAAAUGUGGCACACUGGAUGAUAGAACACCAGCUUUGGGACAGAUAUGAGUUCAUCUUCCUCUCUGGAAGCUGAAAAUAAAUUCCAAGCUCAACAAAAAUGACUGAUCAUCAGUGUAUCCUAAUCUCUAGAAAAUUGUAAUGGCAAUAAGACAUUUUGAAAAGAUGUUAUUCUUGUUCUUAUGGAAGUGAAAGUGGUUACAUUUUUACAGAACACAAAAUCCAUCCCAUAAUUUUUACAAUGAAUUAAGAAAAACAUUAGAUGCUUACUCUUCAAUGAUUUCUAAAUCUCUGUAGAUACAAUGUCAAAUCAUGCCAAACUACAGUGUGCACAGUAUUUAUUGAACAAGGACUCAUGGAAAUGCCGCCCUCUUGUGGAGACCUGCCAGAAUCAUAAAUAAUUAAUUCCUAAGGGGAAACCUCAAUGAUUACACAGUGAUGAUACUUGGGGUUUGGGACUGCAGGGCUGUCGGUUCAAGACUUGAGAGGAGCUUGUUCGCUUCUUUAGCACUGCUGAGUUGCCCUUGAGCAAGGCACUGUUCCCUUCGCUGUUCGAGGGCUCUAUUACUCUGAAAUCUCCAUCACUGCGUAUCCACACAAUCAUGUAAACACUGAAUUUCCCCUCAGGGAUG